Seriola aureovittata is the source of this 3868-nucleotide messenger RNA. RefSeq names its product potassium voltage-gated channel, KQT-like subfamily, member 1.1 (gene kcnq1.1). Gene Ontology annotation, cellular component: membrane. The record is from RefSeq and is a predicted model, not a curated record. NCBI's taxonomy places the organism in Eukaryota, Metazoa, Chordata, Actinopteri, Carangiformes, Carangidae. The transcript is spliced from 17 exons. Gene Ontology annotation, biological process: potassium ion transport; transmembrane transport. Bases 332 to 2440 code for a protein of 702 amino acids. Gene Ontology annotation, molecular function: voltage-gated potassium channel activity.
AGCUGGCGACUGACAGCGCACCGCCUGGCGCCCACAGCUCUGCAGACUGAUAAGUGCUGAGAGAGAGGCAGGGGAUACUCAUUCAGGGCUGAGGACUCGCCAUAACCUCAACAACCCAGAGAGCCGUAAAGUUUAAUUAAAAAAACACCAUCCUGGUGAUCUAGAGCAUUAAUAACAGAGUUUAUGUUACAGUUUAAUGCGCCCUGGCGCGAAAAGGCGCGCACCAGAAGGUGAGCGCACAUGAGCGAACAAUUGUCCGUUUGAGUCAGUCACCGAAUAAUAACUGUGAAAAAAGCUAGCCCACCGACUGAAGAGUAAGGGGGGAGCUAUAAUGUCUAAUCUCGCCCCCUGCCAGGGGAACACGCGGAGGUCUUCAGGUGUGGCACGUGGAAAUAGACCACCGGAUUUGGAGCUGUCGGAAACCACGUUUAGCGCGCGUGAACCGGGGACAGCAGUGGGCAGCCACACGUUUUCUGAAAGCGACAAAAUGCCAGAGGACGGUAACACCCGCACCGAGGUCCCCCCGGUUCACCUCCACCCGUACUUAUCUCAUCCUCGGAUGUCUAUGCGGAUGUCGGUGUACAGCACCGGGGUCCGACCGGUGCUCACCCGCGCCUACAUCCAAGGACGCGUGUAUAACUUUCUGGAAAGGCCGUCUGGCUGGAAAUGCUUCGUGUAUCACUUCACAGUGUUUCUCAUAGUUCUGGCCUGUCUGAUCCUGAGUGUCCUCUCUACCAUCGACCAGUACCAGGACCUGGCUUACACAACACUCUUCUGGGUGGAGAUCGUCCUUGUUGUGUUCUUCGGUGUGGAAUAUUUCGUCCGCCUCUGGUCAGCAGGCUGCCGCAGUAAAUAUGUUGGCAUCUGGGGCCGACUGCGCUUUGCCAGGAAGCCAAUAUCUAUUAUAGAUCUGAUUGUAGUUGUUGCCUCAAUAAUUGUGCUGUCGGUUGGCUCCAAAGGCCAAGUGUUUGCCACCUCUGCUGUAAGAGGGAUUCGCUUCCUGCAGAUCCUGCGUAUGCUUCAUGUUGACCGGCAGGGAGGAACGUGGCGUCUACUGGGCUCUGUUGUCUUCAUCCAUCGGCAGGAGCUGAUCACCACCUUAUACAUCGGCUUCCUGAGCCUGAUCUUCUCCUCAUACUUUGUCUACCUGGCAGAGAAAGAUGCGGUCGACAGCAGCGGCUCCGUUGAGUUUGGAAACUACGCUGAUGCUCUGUGGUGGGGAGUGGUUACCGUGACGACCAUCGGCUACGGAGACAAAGUGCCACAGACCUGGAUUGGAAAGACCAUUGCGUCCUGUUUCUCAGUCUUCGCCAUUUCCUUCUUCGCCCUGCCCGCAGGAAUCUUAGGCUCGGGCUUCGCCCUGAAGGUGCAGCAGAAGCAAAGACAGAAACACUUCAACAGGCAGAUCCCUGCAGCUGCCUGCCUCAUUCAGACUUCAUGGAGAUGUUUUGCAGUGGAGAACUUUGAUUCGGCCACAUUCAAGAUGUUUUUGAAGAAGCGAUCCAACAUUCCCGCCUCGUCUUUGACUUCCCCCAAGCCCAAGAAAUCGGUGAAGAUAAGGAGGAAGUUGAAGAGCACCGACAAGGACAACGGUCUGACUUCUCCCAAAGUUCCCAGCAUCACCUUCGACUCUGUGUUUGACAGUGGGAAGGAGCUGAGUUCGGAUGUUUACAGCACUGUGGGCACAGCAGAUCGCGAGCAGUCCUGGACGUCUUUAUCUUCCCUGCAGUUCAGCUCGCCACCUCCAGUGAAAAGAAACCCUGGCCUCUUGGAUGUCCACUCCCCCGGCCCCCUCCGGAGGAACUGCAGCUUUGCAGACGACCUGGAGCUGGAGGCAGAGCGAGACAGUGAACUGGCUCCUGCCGCCUCAGUGUCACAAUUGACGGAGUCGCACCGAAAAGCCAUCCGGGUGAUCCAGAGAAUGCGCUAUUUUGUGGCCAAGAGAAAUUUUCAGCAAGCUCGUAAACCGUACGAUGUGCGAGAUGUGAUCGAGCAGUACUCCCAGGGUCACCUCAACCUCAUGGUGCGAAUCAAGGAGCUGCAGAGAAGACUGGAUCAGUCUUUAGGGAAGAUAACUUUGUUCCAGACAGGCUCAGACAGAGCCAGAGACAAAGGCACCAACUCCAUCGGGUCCAGACUCAACAGGAUGGAGGACAAGAUAACACACAUGGACCAGAUGCUGAACCGCAUCGCAGAGUCCCUGGGCUUCCUGCUGGACCAGAGGGACACCGGUGGGAGCGAAGUGGAGUGCGAGGGUGGCGGCAGGCCGAGGCCACGGCUGGGACGGACCUCUCAUGUCCUCCCCAGCCAGGACAGUCUGCCAAGCUACGACCAGCUGUCUUCAUCACCUUCGUCCUUCUCCUCCAACACAGCGGCCGGCCCCAACACCAACACCAACCCCCCCCUCAGCACCACAGCCAGUCAGGAUGAGAGCUGCUGAGACCUGACGCCAAACAGUAUCUAUCUAUCUAUCUAUCUAUCUAUCUAUCUAUCUAUCUAUCUAUCUAUCUAUCUAUCUAUCUAUCUAUCUAUCUAUCUAUCUAUCUAUCUAUCUAUCUAUCUGUCUAUCUGUCUAUCUGAUCAAUGCAGCAAAUAUUGAUUGGCAGAUCUUGCAGCUGCUGAAUGUUGGCAUCAUGAUAUUUAUGUGAAAUAUCUCAUCAGAGCACGUAUGUGUGAUAUAUGGGACAAGUGUGAAGAGAAACAACAAUUCAACACUGCAAAGAAAUGAUUUCCCUGUUGGAUUGUUGUAUAGUAGUUAUUAUAAUAAUAAUAAUAAUAAUGAUAAUAAUAAUAAUGAUAAACUUUAUUUAUAUAGCACCUUUUUAAAAUUAAUUUAUGAGGUGCUUAUAAAAUAAAAGCACAUAAAAAAUAAAAUGAAACACAAUGUUAAAAACAUUAAAUAAUACAAAUACACUAAAAGAGAAUAAGUAUAAAAGGUCUGAACUGUGCAAAGACCGUAAAUAUAAAGCACCAAGCUGCUGCCUUAAGAUUUCUUAUUUUUAAAAUGUUUUUUUAAGAGAUGUAAGCGUAGUUACUGAUCUAACCUGAGGUCAACAGGCACACUCUUCUGAAUGUUAUACUUGAGAUGUAUAGAGUGCUGCAGGAAUGAAUCCCUCCCCUCGUCCUCAAGUCUGUUUAUAAUUGGUUUAUUGUUAAAUGUCUGCGGUUAACACAUUGUCACGUUUUAUUCUACGAUAUUAAAUGCGUCAGUUCAUACCCCGGUCACGAUUUCUUUUAAGCUUUUAAAUCUCUUCAUGAAGGCCGGUUGCUAACGAGAGGCUCGGUGAGACGAUGGAGGUCGUCACGGACGUUAAACGUCAUCACAGCGAACAUUUGCUCCACACCAGUCCACCUUCACAGCCUCGGCUUUUGUAGACGAGGUAAGAGCUACAUCAAACUACAAGGGGGGAAAUUCAGCGGUGGUGACGAUGAAGUCAUGAAACCACGGUGUAGUUUGUUUAGAAACCAAACAUUUGCUUUUUUACUUCCAUCUCCAAAAGUUCCAGAUCUUAUUUUCUGCAAUAAUCCAAAAGCCAAUGUAAAAAUCCCACUGGCUUUUUGUGGAGGGGACCGGUGUGAUGCUAACUACCGGGUUAGCUAUAAAAACAUCAUCCCUGCUGCACUCUAUUCAGGUUAAAGCCAAAGACUGCUACUGCCACGGCAUCGAGAACUGUGAUUCAAAGUCCUUUAUUCUUUUGACAUAAAUGUAAUUACAUCCGUCUUCGGGGAGAGGUUAUUAUUUCAAUACUUCACUUGAAAAGUUUCAGUUUAAUCAAGUGCUUUUUUUUCACAGAUUUAAUUUCACUUUUUUUUUUUUUUUGUAAAUGUUUAGAGAUAUUCUUCUGUAGCAAUAAAAGAUUAUUAAUUA